AUGGAUGAAACUGAAGAAACUAAAUGCGAUGUUUUUAAAGCAGAAAAAGAAUCUGUGAAUAAAUCAUCGCCGGAUGGGAAAGAAUCAACGGAUACAUCGAAGAAAAGUCUUCAAAGUAUACGCGAUCAACUUCAAAAAUUACAUGACAGUGAUGCGAGUGCACAAGACCGUUAUCAAGAAUCAAACGAAUUAUAUUCUGAACUGAUCGAUUAUAUUGCGAGAGCUACAGAUGCUGAUGCGAAUGAUAUUCAAAUUUGUGCGAAUCUUUUUGAAAAAGUAAUGCUACAGGUUCCAUCUAAGGCUUUUUCGCAAGAAAGAAUAUUGUUCACACGUAAGGUUUUCUUUAAAUCUCUCAAUCUUCUCUCUAAACAAGAAAGAUACAUGUAUUUCCAUGAUUAUCAACAAACGACAACAGCGCAAACAGAAUUUUAUAAACCGGUGGUCCGUGCACUUCUACGCAUAGCUUAUAUAAUUGUUGGAAAUAUGCAUUUUGUUAAGGAAGAUACUGCUAGUCGCAAAUACACUAAAUUAUUCUGCGCGAUGUGUAAAUCGGUGGAACGCAGUGUAUCUGACGCGACUGCGAACUGCACUGAAGAAGAUGAUGAUCUCGACAGUUUGACAAGUUGUAUUCUGUCGUUUAUCUGGAAUCUAUCAGAUUCUACAAUUGUUGUACCAUGGUUACUCGAUACUGAGUUGCCGAAAAUGGUCUUAAAAUGGUUGAAAGCAGUGACCUUAUCAUCUGCAGCAGCUGAACAAUUCGUCAGUAUCAUUCAUAAUAUCUCGAGACACAAUGACGGCGCCGAUGAACUUAAGAAAUUUGACGGACUGUGUAUUCUUCAAAAUAUUCAAAAUGAUAACAAAGAAGAGUUGCCUGAUAAAAACAAUCUUCUCAUUUCCAUGGCCAUAGCCCAUCUGUCUACAGUCGAACAAAUUCGUUUAGAUAAUAAACGCAAGAACACAAUUCUUAACCAGCUAUUACAAAUGACUAUUGAUGCCGCCCAAGAGGACGAUUAUCGUGACGGCGAUGGUUUUCAUGUAUCUGAGCCUUUGAUCGUGUUCGUCAAAUUAUUUGUGGAUGAUCGUUCACUUGAAUAUGUCUUGAAUCACGCAGAAACUGAUCCACAGCUAACAUUAUCAGCAACAAUUGCUUUAUUUGUCGAUUUACUCAUCAAGUUUCAAGAUUCAUCUUCUCUCAACGAUUAUCGUAGACAACUUGUAAUCACAGCUCUAUUAAAUAUUCUCUGGAGUAUUUCCUUUCAAGAUCGGUAUAAAACAAAACUGAAGCAAAAUGAUAAGUUAAUAGAGAUCAUCAAAACUAUAUCUCUGGAGAACGAUGAGAAAAUGGCCGAUCAAUACGUUUCACGAUCUAUGGAAAGUCCGAAAAAUGCUUCUAAUGGUAUUCUUCACAAUCUCAACGUGACAUCGCAUAAGGAGGAAAAUGUUAUCGCGAGUCUGCCGAUUGCUUCAAAUGCGGGCAAUAGUAAAGCAAUGAUUAUGAUUAGUUAUGCUCAUGAUAACGAUCGAUUUUGCGAUGAAAUUCUUAAAGCAUUAGAAAAAGAUGAACAUCUUUUUCGAAUUUGGAUUGAUCGUGAUCAUUGUUCAUCGAGUGAAGAUUUAUGGGAAAAGAUUGCUCGCGGUAUCGGAGAAGCUAAUCUCGUCGUAUGUCUUCUUUCGCAAGAUUAUUACAACAGCAAGUCGUGUCGAAAAGAAAUUACUUUUGCUAUCAAACGCAAUAAACCCAUUGUUCCUAUCUAUUUUGGUGAACCUGGUGAUUGUGACUGGCUUGAUAUCCAUAUUGCUGAUCGUAAAUAUGUUCGUUUCAAAAGCAACACAAAUGAACUGGAUGCUACUAAAACUCGAGAAAUGUUGAAGACGAUCGAAUCUACCAUCAGCGAAACGAAAGGAGGAUUAUUAAAACAACAACGAAUAAAACAGCAUAAUACAGCCGCACAAUCUCAAAAGGAAAACGAUAAAAUCCAGUCAACCGAUUUUGAUAAAGAGAAAUCGCCGGAAGAAUGGAAUCGGGAAGAUAUUCAGAAAUGGUUUCAUACUCACAAUGUACCUGAUACGUUGGUGAAAUUAUAUGAUUUCCAGUCCAUGGCUGAAAUCAAUCAGUAUGCUUUGAAACUACAAGCAGAUCCGAAGAAUGAAUUUUUAAAAUAUGCUCGUCGUUAUGCCAAUGCUUAUGGAGGUGAUGAACUCGAAGAAUAUAUUUUUGAUCGAUUUAAAAAUUCUCUUCUCAAACUUCCUGUCAAUAGACGUGAAACGUUAAGUUUACCAAUGUCUUCUUCAACAACAUUGAAAUCAACUGCGUGUAUUCUUCUCUGA
Messenger RNA from Adineta ricciae, 2328 nucleotides. NCBI's taxonomy places the organism in Eukaryota, Metazoa, Rotifera, Eurotatoria, Adinetida, Adinetidae. The record is from the annotation of a GenBank genome assembly.